AUGCUCUUUCAUUACUGGGAUAUGAGCACUGUUGCCACUGUGAACAAUACUGACACUGACUGGUGGUGGCUGGGAAAUGCAAUACGCCUUGCACAGGCGGAGGGCUUACAACGAGAAGGAAAGUCCAACGACCCACCUGGACCAUUCCAAACGUUGAAAAGAAGGAUAUGGUGGGCUUUGUUCGCAAGAGAGAGAAUGACAGCAAUAUGUCUAGGACGGCCUUGUGUGAUCGAUACGGCUUACUGCAACGUUCCGUUGCCUACCCUGAAUGAUUUCCCAUCAGAUUGCCGUUUCAAAGCGUCAAUUUUCAUCGAAUUCGUGCAGCUGAGCGAUAUCCUGGGGGACAUCAGCAAACUCCUUGCCCAGGGCGCGGCAUAUUUCCCGGCCACGAUCUCUGCUCGUAGACGCCUGGUAGAAUGGAUACGAAAUAUCCCACCCGAUCUGCAACUAUCCGCGACGGGAGGAGUGAUGAAAGACUUCAACCGCGAUGUCCUGCUUCUCCAUAUUCCCUACCUUGGCGCCCUCACGAUGCUGUACAUGAGCUUUUCAAGCGACUCACCUCCUAAAGCGUGCGUCCCAGGUAUUGCGGCUGCUUCAAUCCUUUCAAAGAUCUGCGAGGAGUUCCUGGCUCGCGGUUUCAUUCGUUUCAUCCCUGAGGAGACCGCGUGGUUUAUUUCUUUCGCGAUCCUCACUUUGGCCCAUGCCCGGCAGGUCGAAUGCCUCACUACUCACUCUGACGCUGAUAUCUGGAUCUUGUCCACGACAUUGCGGCAAAUGGCACCCAUGUGGAGCUCUGCUACAUCAUUUGCCAACAUAUACGAGAAAAUCCAACGUGAUCUUGGUCUGACCACCCGGCCGCCCCCUUCGUCACCACCGUCUAAACAGCACCAGUGCGAGCGAGCCCGAGACGACAGCACUGGAGAACCACAUGAAUGCACGCUGCCACAUUGUCUAGAUGAGCUCGCUUCCCUCGACGGCGUGAACUGGAUGGAAUACUUUCCGUACGGAAAUUGCAACACAACUCCAAUGCUGGGAGCUAUCCUGGCCGCACAGGGCGAUGCGUUAAAUUUGUCCGGGCUGGAUUGGCCGCUUGUCUUCAACCAAAGUAUGCAAGACAUCUUUGCGAACUUUGACGAAUUCGGCAGCUUCUUGAGUGCAGAACAAGGUGGCACAACUGCGGCACCUCAUUGA
Exophiala aquamarina CBS 119918 is the source of this 1191-nucleotide messenger RNA. RefSeq lists its product as uncharacterized. Lineage: Eukaryota; Fungi; Ascomycota; Eurotiomycetes; Chaetothyriales; Herpotrichiellaceae. The coding region runs from base 1 to 1191 and encodes 396 amino acids. The transcript is spliced from 2 exons. Gene Ontology annotation, biological process: DNA-templated transcription. The record is from RefSeq and is a predicted model, not a curated record. Gene Ontology annotation, molecular function: zinc ion binding; DNA binding.